UGUUUUUUUUUAUUGCCUAUUUCUUGAUGUGAACCAGGUCUGCAUCGGUGAUGACAUAUAAAUAGCGCUCCUCAUCGGUCGAUGUUUUUAAAUCCGAGUACGCAUGGAAGAGUCCACCUGUUGCAAUGAUUCACUGGAGUUCAGUGUCGCGGAGCCGAAAGAUUACGAUUCUGCGUUGGAUUUCGCUAUCAAGUACUACUACAAAGAUGAACCGAUGAACAAUUCAUACAUCGGGGGCAGUAGCCCAGCGGACGACGAUGUCGAGUUCUCCGUUUCAUUCCUGCUCCAAGGGAUGGCAGUGAAAGCAGUGGAUCGCCAUAGUGAAAAUCGACUGGUUGGACUAUCUAUCGCUAAUCCCAUCUACUCAGGAUACGUGGAUGACUUGCUGGAAGCGGCUGAGCAAGCUAAAACUCAAAAAUGGCGCGACAGUUUGAAGCUGUUGGCUCAUUUACAGCAAUCGGUAAACGUUCUUCAAAGAUUUAACGUUGAAAAAUGCUACGACAUCGAAAUUGUGGCUGUUCAUCCGGACUAUCGUGGACGGUCCAUUGGAGCAAGGUUAUUCCAAGGGCAGUUCGAUCAAGCCAAGCAGCUAGGAUAUUCACUGGUAAGUGCGGACUGUUCAAGCUUCUACUCGGCACAGAUUGCGGAACGAGUCGGAAUGGAACGAAUCGGAAGACUUGCCUAUUCGGAUUACAGGGAUGGAAACGGAGUUCAGCUGUUUCAGCCAAAAGAGCCACACUUGGAAAUACAAACCUUUGCCAAAUUGUUGCAUUAG
Messenger RNA from Ochlerotatus camptorhynchus, 775 nucleotides. Its product is annotated as arylalkylamine N-acetyltransferase 1-like. The record is from RefSeq and is a predicted model, not a curated record. NCBI's taxonomy places the organism in Eukaryota, Metazoa, Arthropoda, Insecta, Diptera, Culicidae. The coding region runs from base 104 to 775 and encodes 223 amino acids. The transcript has a single exon. Gene Ontology annotation, molecular function: N-acetyltransferase activity.